This is a messenger RNA of Molossus molossus (Pallas's mastiff bat), 2069 nucleotides long. RefSeq names its product tRNA isopentenyltransferase 1 (gene TRIT1). Lineage: Eukaryota; Metazoa; Chordata; Mammalia; Chiroptera; Molossidae. Gene Ontology annotation, cellular component: mitochondrion. Gene Ontology annotation, molecular function: tRNA dimethylallyltransferase activity; ATP binding. The record is from RefSeq and is a predicted model, not a curated record. The transcript is spliced from 11 exons. The coding region runs from base 4 to 1410 and encodes 468 amino acids. Gene Ontology annotation, biological process: tRNA modification.
AAGAUGGCGGCGGCGGCGGCGGCUGCACGAGCAGUUUCUGUGGGUCCUGGGUUCCGGGGCCUGCAACGGACACUGCCUCUUGUAGUGAUUCUCGGGGCCACGGGCACCGGCAAAUCCACCCUGGCAUUGCAGCUAGGCCAGAGGCUCGGUGGCGAGAUCGUCAGCGCUGACUCCAUGCAGGUUUAUGAAGGCCUGGAUAUCAUCACUAACAAGAUUUCUACCCAAGAGCAGAGACUAUGCCAGCACCACAUGAUCAGCUUUGUGGAUCCUCUGGUAACAAAUUACACAGUGGUGGACUUCAGGAACAAGGCAACUGCUCUGAUUGAAGAUAUAUUUGCCAGAGACAAAAUUCCUAUUGUCGUGGGAGGAACCAAUUAUUACAUUGAGUCUCUGCUCUGGAAAGUUCUUAUCAGUGCUAAGCCCCAGGAGAUGGGCAGUGAGAAGGUGAUUGACCGGAAAGUAGAGCUUGAAAAGGAAGAUGGCUAUGUACUUCACAAACGCUUAAGCCAGGUGGAUCCAGAAAUGGCUGCUAAGCUGCACCCACAUGACAAGCGCAAAGUGGCCAGGAGCUUGCAAGUAUUUGAAGAAACAGGAAUCUCUCAUAGUGAAUUUCUUCAUCGUCAACAUGCAGAGGAAGGUGGCGGUCCCCUUGGAGGCCCUCUGAAGUUCCCUAACUCUUGCAUCCUCUGGCUUCAUGCUGACCAGACAGUUCUAGAUGAGCGCUUGGAUAAGAGGGUUGAUGACAUGCUUGCUACUGGGCUCUUGGAUGAACUAAGAGAUUUUCACAGACGCUAUAAUCAGAAGAAAGUUGCAGAAAAUAGCCAGGACUAUCAACAUGGUAUCUUCCAAUCAAUCGGCUUCAAGGAAUUUCACGAAUACCUGAUCACUGAGGGAAAAUGCACACCAGAGACUAGUAACCAGCUCCUAAAGAAAGGUAUUGAGGCUCUGAAACAAGUGACUAAGAGAUAUGCCCGGAAGCAAAACCGAUGGGUUAAAAAUCGUUUUUUGAGCAGACCUGGUCCCGGUGUCCCCCCAGUAUAUGGUUUAGAAGUAUCUGAUAUCUCGAAGUGGGAGGAAUCUGUUCUUGAACCUGCUCUUGAAAUUGUGCAAAGUUUCAUCCAGGGCCGUAAGCCUGCUGCCACUCCAGUAAAGAUUCUAUGCAAUGAAACUGAGAACAAGAGAAGUUAUCACAUGUGUGACCUCUGUGAUCGAAUCAUCAUUGGGGACCGUGAAUGGACAGCACAUAUGAAAUCCAAAUCCCACUUGCACCAACUGAAGAAAAGAAGAAAAUUGGACUCAGAUGCCUUCACCACCGUAGAAAGUCAGAGUAUUUCCCCAGACUGUGACAAAGAGCUUAAAGAGAAGGGAUCCCCAAGGCAGAAUGAUGAAGAGCUGAAAUCCAGUGGUUAAGAGACAUGUCCAGUGGCCUUUGCAAAGGUGGCAGGGAUCCAGUUCAAGAGGGAGGGUUAUGUCUGUGUCCAAGACUGGGUGGAGGAACGCUAUAUGGAAAGCUCCCACCAUUUUCUUUCAUUCAGUGGUGUGGUUUGAAAGGGUCAUGUUCUCUGUCAUGGAAACAGCGGGUCUUGUCUGCUCCUGUGUUGCUGAUGUGUCUGGCAAUGAUGAGUUCAGGGAGGGAUUUUUUUCUUUUAACCUUAAAGGCUCUAUUUUUAAAAGAGGCACAGAUUGCACUUUUUUACACUUGAGGAUCUUUUUGGUGAUGAAUACCAGGAUUCACUAUAUCCCUUAAAAAAAAAAAAAAAGUUUUAUGUUCCUGAUUUUGGCUAAAAAUAUCCAAUUUCCAGACACUUUUAUAGGUGAUUGAAGUAUUGUGAGCCCCACAAAUCAGGAGUUCUGGGUUUGAGUGAAUGGCAGGAAAGGACUGGCUUCAGUGAGAAGGUGAAGUGAACCAAACCAGUUCUUGGAAUUCCAUAGAGGAGAGAAUCAAACCAAGGUGGCUGUGACAUGGGAUUUGAAAAACUGAAGACAUCAACAUUUGUUGAGGUCCUCCUGUGUGAUAAUGGCUGAUUAUUGAUUGUCUUUCUAUUGAGUUAGGAAUCUACAUUUUUUUA